UAAACGAGUCAGUCAUCUGCAGAUUAUAGUGAGAUAAAGUCACAAAUAUUGUGACGAUAGGAAAAGAAAAAAUCUUUCAAAUAAUAAAGACGUUGUUUUAGUAGCUUUGUGUGUGAAAAGUUAUAUUAAAAUGGCAGAGAAGGGGACUUAUAUUACUACCAGGGUACCUUAUGAAGAAGCUUUGGAUAGGGCAGGAUUCAGCCGCUACAAUAUCUGGAUAUUCGCAAUAUGUGCCAGCAUCACCUUCACCACGACCUUCGAGGUCAACUCAGGACCGUACAUUGCGACAGGCAGUGCUUGUGAGCUGAACACCACUGUGAAGCAACAAGGAUUGUUUGAAAGCAUACCUACAUUAGGUGUCUUCAUGACCAUGCACCUCUGGGGCUACCUGGCUGACACGAGGGGCCGACAAAGGAUGCUGACGAUAAAUUUGUUUAUGAGCUUCAUCACUGGAAUAGUAGCCAGCUUCUCAACCCACUGGAUCGUGCUGUUAGUCUUAAAAUGCAUAGCAUCAGCAGUGGUAGGAGCAGCUAUGAUGACAUCGCUGACUUUGCUGAGCGAGUGCACGCCGACCAAACACAGGAGUACUCUCGUUAUACUGACGUCUUCUGCUUACUUAGUGGCUUGUGGACUCAUGGCAGCUAUAGCAAAAGUAAUCCUGCCUCUGGAGUUCUCCUUCUACGUGCCAAUUCUGGGCAUCUACUUCAACUCCUGGCGACUCCUGAAUCUCAUAUUUGCUGUACCAUCUGCCAUCAGUGCAGUACUGUGCAUGCAGACCUAUGAGAGUCCUAAGUAUCUUCUCUGUGCUGGAAGGGAUGAAGACGCUCUGGAUGUUUUAAAGAAAAUCUAUACAAUGAAUAAUUGGAAUGACACAGAUUACUACAAGGUUAUAGGCUUACUGAGCAAUCGCGUUCCUCAUUUUCAGGUGGAAUCCUUAGAACUAGAAGAAGUGCAAAUUGACCAAUCAAACAAAGGAUUCUUCAAGUCUGUUAUAGAGAGAACGUUACCGAUGGUGAAGGUACCAGUGAGGAGAUACUUUCACGUGCUCUCCGGGCUUUACACCGUUACAUACGCUACCAUGGCUGCCUUUUUCGCCACUACGCCCUUCAUACUAGACGCCAUUGUGAAGUCAGCUGGAAGCGAGAAGCGCCUCAGCAUCUGUGAUAUGAUCAGAAGCUCCAUUAAUAAUACUUCUGUGCUUCAGAAGAGUGAAGACUGUCCGCUGGACACAGGCGCUUUGGUUCCCGUGUUUGGGAUCACCAUGAUUUUGGCUAUCUACAACGUCGUCAUGGGUAUCAUGACAUACCGUAUCAGUAGGAAGACUCUCUUCAUUGGGAUGCAGUUGGUAGCUGGUUUAGCAGGACUGCUGAUCAACACCAGCUACCUUUGGGUCCUCAGCUCCAUCCUGUUCACAGUCUUCAUAUCUGCCAUAGUCAACAUCAGUUUCCUUAACUCUUACAGUGUGGAGGUCUUUCCGACUUAUUACAAAGCAUCAGCAGUAUGCCUGCUCCCAUUAGGGGGUCGAGGCAAUGCUUCCAUGGCCAUCAAACUCAUCGCUCGACUAUUGAACAAUAACUGCGAACUUGCUUUCUACAUUUUUGGAGGAAUCGCUUUUGCCGGUGGAUUCAUAGCAUUCCUCUUACCUUCGGAGCAGACGAUGAAGGAACACAGACAGAAAUUGAAACCAGUAGCUUCUCAAGAAUAAUCCACAUCAAAUAAUACCUGAAGAAACUUCUUUUUAACACAAUAAUGGCGUCCACGGCCGAUUUCAGCCACGGCAGCUGUUCUCAUUUAAAGAGACUCCCUAUUCCUCUACUCUCAUAGCCCGAUGGGACGGCAAUCCGACACAACUGGAAAGAGAUCAGGCGCAGGACCGACGCGCUUGCGACCGCUAUACCAACGAGGUGGUCAGAGUUUAAAACAAUGGUCGUGAAUGGGAAAAGGUUAGGCAGAUAAUUAGAUGGUUUGUUUACAUAUUUUAAGUGGAUAAUUCAAAGCCACGCGUAUUGAUCGAUCAUGAUGAUAAGCAACGCUUGACGGAUCUUGUCAUGACGAGUUCUUCCGUGUUACUGAAGGCACGCUAAAUUGAUGGGUUCUGGCUGUCAUUUGAAUAUUUUUGUAGUUGUUACGGGUAGUCGGAAGCCGGAAAGUCUGACAACCAGUCUUACCAAGGGGUGUCAGGUUGGCCGGAUAACUGGGUUGAGGAGGUUAGAUAUGCAGUCGCUCUAUGUAAAACACUGGUACUCAGCAGUAUCCGGUUAGACUGGAACUGAAACAUAGUUGGGAAAAGCCUAGGCAGAUGAUAAUGAUGGUCUUGUACAUAUUUUACUUAUUUACUCAUAUUGAGUUCCUUUGUACAUACAAAAGAUAUUAUUUUAACGAAUUUCAAAAUUCUGGUUUCCAUAAUUCCGAAACAUUAGUAUCCAGAUGGUUUAUAAUUAAGAUUCAAAAAACAAUUUAAAAAAUUCAGUUUUUU
This is a messenger RNA of Helicoverpa armigera (cotton bollworm), 2476 nucleotides long. RefSeq names its product synaptic vesicle glycoprotein 2B. Gene Ontology annotation, molecular function: transmembrane transporter activity. The transcript is spliced from 11 exons. NCBI's taxonomy places the organism in Eukaryota, Metazoa, Arthropoda, Insecta, Lepidoptera, Noctuidae. The record is from RefSeq and is a predicted model, not a curated record. The coding region runs from base 131 to 1705 and encodes 524 amino acids. Gene Ontology annotation, biological process: transmembrane transport. Gene Ontology annotation, cellular component: membrane.